Molecule: messenger RNA, 1632 nt
Organism: Brassica rapa (field mustard)
Lineage: Eukaryota; Viridiplantae; Streptophyta; Magnoliopsida; Brassicales; Brassicaceae
Product: ultraviolet-B receptor UVR8
Source: RefSeq, a predicted model, not a curated record
AAGUUUCUUCCUAUUUUAUUAAUAAAAAAUUAGAUUUAUCAUUAUUCCGCUCCCAGAAAAAUAUCUUCGGCUCAGGAGAAAGAAAGACUGUGAUCGAUGGCGGAGGGUGAAGUUACGGCUCCUCCUCGUAAAGUUCUCAUCAUAUCCGCUGGUGCUAGCCACUCCGUCGCUCUCCUCUCUGGAGAGGUUGUUUGCUCAUGGGGUCGAGGAGAGGAUGGACAGUUAGGUCACGGAGACGCAGAGGAUCGAUCUUCCCCGACGCAGCUAAGCGCCUUGGAUGAACACCAAAUCGUUUCCGUUACCUGUGGUGCUGACCACACCGUUGCUUAUUCACAGUCACGCUUGGAGGUCUAUAGUUGGGGAUGGGGUGAUUUUGGGAGAUUAGGCCAUGGGAACUCGAGUGACUUGUUUACUCCGCUCCCAAUCAAAGCAUUGCACGGUGUUAUGAUAAAGCAGAUUGCUUGUGGGGAUAGUCAUUGUUUGGCUGUGACUAUGGAUGGAGAGGUGCAGAGCUGGGGGCGCAACCAGAAUGGUCAACUUGGUCUAGGGAACACAGAAGAUUCUCUAGUGCCUCAGAAGAUUCAAGCCUUUGAGGGAAUACGAAUCAAAAUGGUUGCUGCUGGUGCAGAACACACUGCUGCGGUUACAGAGGAUGGUGAUCUUUAUGGAUGGGGAUGGGGAAGAUAUGGAAAUUUGGGAUUAGGUGACCGGAAUGACCGCUUGGUUCCUGAAAGAGUUACCUCUGCUGGUGGUGAGAAGAUGUCGAUGGUUGCUUGUGGAUGGCGGCACACAAUAUCAGUUUCUUACUCUGGAGCAUUAUAUACUUAUGGAUGGAGCAAAUAUGGCCAACUAGGACAUGGAGACUUGGAGGAUCACCUUGUUCCUCACAAACUGGAAGCGCUAGGCAACAGCGUUAUCUCUCAGAUUUCGGGAGGCUGGAGACAUACAAUGGCAUUGACUUCUGAUGGAAAACUAUAUGGAUGGGGUUGGAAUAAGUUUGGACAAGUAGGAGUGGGCAAUAACUUAGAUCAGUGUUCUCCUGUGCAAGUGCGAUUUCCCGACGAUCAGAAAGUAGUUCAGGUCUCAUGUGGAUGGAGACAUACCUUGGCUGUGACUGAAAGAAACAAUGUGUUUGCUUGGGGCAGAGGUACAAAUGGACAGCUCGGUAUUGGAGAAUCACUUGACAGGAAUUCUCCAAAUAUCAUAGAGGCACUGAGUGUUGAUGGAGCAAGUGGACAACAUAUAGAAUCUUCUAGUUUUGAUCCAUCUUCAGGGAAAAGUUGGGUGUCACCUUCAGAGAGAUAUGCGGUUGUUCCUGGUGAAACUGGACAAACUGAUAGUACAAGCAAAGGCAAUGGAGGUGAUAUCAGUGUCCCACAAACUGAUGCCAAGCGUGUUCGACUUUGAGCUGAGAGAAAUUUUCUUUUAAUUGUUCUUUUUGGCGUGUUUGGUCUCGAAGGUUAUCAAUGUACUAUGUCUAGUUUGAGGUUUGCUUCUUUUUUUUUGUUGCUGUUAGUUUGCCCGUUGUAACUUGUUAAUGCCUAUUUCCUCCUCUUGGGUUCUUUCGCCAUAAGUAAGAUGGAUAAGCCAAAUGUUAUAUGUUCAUAUUUCUCAACAAGAUAACUUCUAAUA